ACAAGCCUGCGUAAUAAAACCGUUGUAAACAAUGCAGCAGCUUCUCUGCCGCAACACAAUGGCCGGUCUGAAGAAAACGCUUCACUCGGCCGUUUUACAAUCGGCAACAGAACGGCGCAUUAAGUUUCAGUGGAGAGGACGACUGUGACCCAUCUCCUCCGGCCUCGGCCGUCCGCCACGCUGCGCUUCACCUGGCUGAGCUUCACACAGGAGAACAAAACAGCUGAAACCUGCACGACAGAAUGAAACCAUCUGCACACCCGUCUCUUUGUACGCCGUCACGAAAAGAAAUUGAACCGUCCUUUUCAGGUUCCCGUCUCGGUUUAACGCGUCCAGAUCCGAUCAGCUCUGCCGCAUCCUUGUUUGUUUUGUGUAUAUUUGUGUAUAUAAUCUUCUGCUGUAAACCUGGGAACACGUCUGGCUUUUCUGUUAUUCCAGCAACACUUAGUCAGUGAAGGAUUAAAAUGGCUUCCAGACAGAUGAGGCUGUUUGUCUACGUCUGUUCCUAAGUGUGACGCAUUCGGCCUUAUUUCUGUGUUUGGAGUUUGUGACUGGACGCCUUAACUAAAGGGCCCAUCUCUGCAGCGUUCCUGUGCUGAGUGAAUGCUCUGACCUCCUCCAGAGGCUGGUAGUUUAUCUGAGUCCUGGAUAAAACACACUAAUCACUCAUAACACGGCGGCCACUGACAAGUUCAUGCUUCAAUAGGUUCUCCUGGGAAAACCUGCAUCCUGACUUUCUCAUGAAUGUCGCCACCAACAGAGCCUUGAACCCUUUUCUCAUUUUUUGUCCUGUUUCAACCUCAAACGUCAAUGGGUUUUAUGAGGGACUAAAACAAAGUUAUGCUUAACCCUUUAGAGAAAGAAAUGUAUCAAACAUUGUUCUAACCAAACCUUACAGGUGGAUCAACCAAAGGGAAAAGGCGCUUUUAACCGCGGUCACACUUUUAACAUGAACAAAUUGGCAGUAGUGUAAGUGACCCUUUUAAAUUCCUGUCACAAAAUUUUUUUCCACUAGUUCUGGAAACUAGAACUAGUUUCUAGUACAGCCUUUGAAUUUUACCAAAGGUUGAACUCUGAGCGUUGAGGGCUUUUAUGUUGAAGGCCUCAGAUUUCAGUUCUUCCCCUUAGUGAAGAACACUGUGACUGUGAAACAUAUUUGCCAAAAAAACCCAAAAGGUCUUAAUUAUUGUAUUAUUGUAGCAGAGAACGGAGACAAAAAUCAUAACUUCCGGAUUAAAGAGUCUAAACUUGAAUUAUUUGAAGAUCAGAAGAGAGAACACCUCACCUCCUUAGCAGCUGUGAAGCACAGCAGUGGAAGUGUCAUGGUCUGGAGAUGAUUUGCUCCAACAUGAAGUCUUCAGCGUAUCAGAGGGCGCUUGAAGAAAACCCUAGACUACCUAUGAAAAUGUUAACUUUCACAGAAAGAAAGAAUUGGACCCUGCAACACGACAAUGACCUAAAACGUUCCUCACCCAGAAACCGCUUUAAUAGGUUUAAUAAGUGAAUUGUUGUCGUUGUAAUGUGUGUUUUCUAGGUAACGACAACAAAAACCCCACAGAGAGAACAUUUAAAGCUCUACAGAGCCUAACUAGGAAGAGUGUUGGAUCAGUCUCAAUGCGGCCUCUCUUCAGCAUCCUUCCUUUGGACUCGGUGACAGCUGGAACAAACGCAUCUCGGAGUUUCUUUAACAGGUUAAAACCUCUGAAGGCUCGUCGUUUCACUGAUGUGGCGCUGAUCCAGGAGCAGAAAGUGACAGAGAUCCAGAAGCUGUCAGCCUCACCGCGGCAGCCGCUGGCUCCGUCACACCAGGCCCGUAUGCGGCAGCUGAUGUCGACCCCCGCCUUCAGAUAAGUCGUGACAGCUGUAAAUUGAGAGGGGGCGAGUGGAGGAGAGGAGGGAACUGCUAUUUUUAUCUCCCAUUCAACCGGGCCGAGAAGCCGUCUCUCUCUCUCUCUCUCCGUCUCUGCAGAAGGCUGUCGGACCUUCUGGAUCUCUCCUUUCUGCCUCAGCGGAGAACCUUCUGGAGACCGGGGCGCGGCAUUAAGACCAGCAGACCCUGGUCUGGGGAAGGAUUUCAGCGGAAACGAACGGAUCGUAAAGACAGGGAGGGAAGAAGACAUCAAGAGACACCAACAGGCCCAACAUGGCUCUGCUGUGCUACAACAAAGGCUGUGGGGAGAAGUUUGACUCCGACAAGAACAAGGAUGAUUCCUGCCUCUUCCAUCCAGGAGUCCCCAUCUUCCAUGACGCCCUGAAGGGUUGGUCCUGCUGCAAGAAGAGGACGACGGACUUCUCAGAGUUUCUCUCCAUUAAGGGCUGCACCCGUGGACGCCACAGUGACAUGAAGCCCCAGGAACCUCUGAGGCCCGAUGUGUCGUCGGAUAAGAGCGAGGCGAAACCCGCCAGUGACCGGGAGAUCAUCUACCAGGGCCCCAAAUCUGCCGAGGCGAUGCAGAAAGAGAGACCCAGCGCAGACCAGCCCAUGACCAAGUUGCCCCACAAAGUGUCAGCGUCUCUCAUUCAGGCGCUGGAGAAACUGGGACUGGACAGGAGCGCAGAGAGCGAGAAAAAAGAGAGCGAGGACGUUAUGCACGGGACGCGCUGCAAGAACACAGGCUGCAAAACAGUCUAUGAAGGCCCAGACACAGACAUGGAGGUCUGCACCCACCACCCUGGAGCGCCCGUCUUCCAUGAGGGGUACAAAUACUGGAGCUGCUGCUGCAUAAAGACAACAGACUUCAACGCGUUCCUGGACCAGAAGGGCUGCACCACGGGGAAACACCGCUGGGUUGCAAAGCUGGAUAAGAAGAAAGUGGCAUGUCGACAUGACUGGCACCAAACUGCAAACACGGUCGUGGUAACAAUUUACGCCAAGAACUCAAAUCCUGAUUUCUGCAGCAUAGAAGCAAAUCCAACAGUGCUCGUAUGUCAAAUCCAGUUUGAGAACAAGAUUUUCAAGAGAGAAUUCCACUUCUGGGGGGUGAUCGAUGCCAAACAGAGUUCGGUCAACAUGGUCCCGUCUAAAGUGGAGAUCACGCUCCGUAAGGCCAACCAGGUGUCCUGGGGCAAACUGGAGGACCCGAACUACACGCCAGAGCCGGAGCCCGUCGACUACGACGUCGUCAAUGACAACCAGGAGUCCCAGCAGCCCGACUGGGACAUCGCCGACGACGACAUCAGCGACUCGGACGAGGAGUGGGCCUACGACACGCCGCAGAACAAGAGCCAAGGGGGCGAGAGUGAAGAGCAGAGGAAGAGGAGGGAAGAGCAAGAGGUGCAGAAUUUGAAAAGGAAGGAGGUGGAGGAAGAGAUGAAGAGGCUGAUGCAGGAGCAGAAGAGGGCGGAGGAGCAGAGGAGGAAGCUGGAGGAGCAACGGAGGGAGGAGGAACAGGAAGGGUAUGAAGACAUGCCAGACCUGGAAGAUCAGGAGGCUGAUGUGGAGUGAAAAAAACAAACAGAAUUUUCCUCAUUUUUAACAUAUUAUUGGUUAUUUAAUGCCAUUAAAUGCUAAAUACUCUAAUUUUCCUGCAGUAACUUUAUGUUAUAUCAGAGGCGUUUUUGAAGAAUUGUAACUUUUUGUGGGUGAUAAAUCUUUUGAUUAUGCAAAAGACAAUUAUAGAAAUAAAUCUUUUUUAUGUCUGCUU
This is a messenger RNA of Xiphophorus hellerii (green swordtail), 3644 nucleotides long. RefSeq names its product cysteine and histidine-rich domain-containing protein 1. The transcript has 11 exons. Bases 2144 to 3445 code for a protein of 433 amino acids. The record is from RefSeq and is a predicted model, not a curated record. Lineage: Eukaryota; Metazoa; Chordata; Actinopteri; Cyprinodontiformes; Poeciliidae.